GGAGCAAAACUCGUCGAGACUUUGGGAGGUUUGGGGGCCUCUUAUACGGAAUCCGCGGGCUGUGAUUGGUCCGCUCGCUAAUGACGUCAUGGGCUCUCGCGCUAUUCCGGUUUCGGCGAACUGCGUCUAUAGAUUUGAAAACACCGACUUUUCAGGCAGAGAAAAGAGGCAGAAAGAAGAGCUUUAUUUAGAUUUCCUCUCUAUAAAUGUACGGACAUCUGUCUCUUUCUCUUUCUCUCUCUAUACAUUCUCUCUCUAUACAUUCUCUCUCUAUACAUUCUCUCUCUAUACUUACUCUCUCUAUAUACUCUAUAUUGUCUCUAUUGUAUGAAUUAUCAAACACAAUGGUCCUCGCCGAUUCCCUCAUCAUCUUCCUCGUCAUCACCGGCUGCGUCUGCUGCGUGCUCAUGGGAUACUCCAUCCACUUCAUUGCUACAAAUGGCUUCGUCGACGAAAAAGACCGCGAAAUGACAUUCGACCAAAAACAGUACAUGAGACAAUUACGACAACGGAAUCUUCACUGGAUGUUUCGGGAUGCCCGUGUACGGCGAGAUGUGGAAACACCGAUGGAUCCCGUACACUACGCUCCUGAGGAAUCUGUUCAGGGUGAGUAGAUAUGGGCAUGGCAUGGCAUGGCAUGGCAUUUAUGGUGUUUGGAUAAGGAGUUGGGUAUUUCUAUCUUUCUAUCUUUCUAUGUAUAUAUCUUUGUCUUCACUAGUGAGUUGUUGCACUAUGAC
This is a messenger RNA of Aspergillus ochraceoroseus IBT 24754, 737 nucleotides long. RefSeq lists its product as uncharacterized. The record is from RefSeq and is a predicted model, not a curated record. The transcript is spliced from 2 exons. The coding region runs from base 207 to 614 and encodes 135 amino acids. Lineage: Eukaryota; Fungi; Ascomycota; Eurotiomycetes; Eurotiales; Aspergillaceae.